CUGGAGCACCAAUGCACCACCAGCAGUGUAUUAUGAGACUUCAGCAAGGACUCCAGUGAAUCACUGCCUCCAUCGGGUCAACCGUCCAUCAUUAAACAGCAAGUUCCAAAAACAGUUCGGACCACAACCAUAUACUUAAGCGGGAGUACUGUCAGUUCGUUCAGAUCGCUGCUUUAAUUACUGCGAAGGUAAUUACAAGAAGGAGAGGGGAGAGAUGACCGCGGUUCUGGAUAGCCUUGGUUCGGAUAUGCACACAACACACCUUACCUCCAGCAACUUCAGCGCCGUGCACAAGUCUCAGGACUCGCCUACACUGCCGGUGUCCACCGUCACCGACAGCAGUUUCUAUAGCAUUCCUCAGAGCGCAAACUGCGCAGGAACGGCGGCUUACGCGCAGCUCGCCUCCUACUCGUACGCUCAUGGCGGAGGGGUGAGCAGCGGACCCUACAGCCCCAAACCCUAUGACAUGGGCUUCGGCUCUUCAUACGGCGCUUACGGCGCCUACGGACCCGGUUCUUCAUCACCAACUCCUACAGAACCAGAGAAAGACGAGAGCGAGCCGGAGGUGCGCAUGGUGAACGGCAAGCCAAAGAAAGUCCGGAAACCGCGAACCAUCUACUCGAGCUUCCAGCUGGCUGCCCUCCAACGCCGUUUCCAGAAGACACAGUACUUGGCGCUACCGGAGCGCGCAGAGCUCGCAGCCUCACUGGGCCUCACGCAGACUCAGGUGAAGAUCUGGUUUCAGAACCGGCGCUCCAAGUUCAAAAAGUUGUGGAAAAAUGGGGAGAUUCCGCCGGAGCAACACGUGGGCUCAGGUGACUCUCCUCCGGCGUCUCCUCCCCCGCACACCGCCUGGGAUUUCCCCCCGAAUCAACAAGCUGCAGGAGACGGGGACUCUAACACAGAACAGGCCACAGGUCCCCCUAACACCACUGCGCCAUCAUAUUUGUCCAACUAUCCUUGGUACUCAUCCACGAGCGCGCAUUUACAGCCAAGCGCGCUCUCGCAACCCCAUCACAACUCCGCCAUGAGCGCUGGUGCCAUUUUCUAGCCACAGACUCGGGGAUCAGUUGCACCUGUUACAGGACAAUGAACUUGUAGUGCACAUACAAGCACGAGGAAAAGAAAACACACAAACUCCGACAUGCAAUUUGAAUUCUGGUGGUUUUUAUUUUUCUUUUGCUGUGGAUUGCCCUGGCGCUCUCGAGUGCGCUGAACGUGCAACAAACCGACGCACAUUAAAUUAUUUUUCUAUUUAUUUAUUUGUUUUCUCUUUGCAGUCACAGGACAGUGGGAUAAAUCACAUGCCAAGUACACGAAAAAAAAAACGGGUAGCCUUUUAUUGCGUCCAUUGUACAUUUUCCUAUCAGACUAUAUUAGGCCUGCAGAGUAAUCUAUCAUGCUGUUUAUACAACUUGUACUCACAAUAAUAAAAAAAAGGAAAGAAAGAAAACGUGCAUUUUGAUGUCGACCUAGAACUGUGUCUGACUAACUUUAACUUUACAACGUGGCUGCACUGAAAUACAAAUAAACCGCGGAGUGACUGGUGCCGGGUUUUUACUCUUGGUUGGGGGCAGAAAAUAGCUCGGAGCAAUCCCUCCUGUAAAAAAAGAAACAAACAAAAAAAACAAUGACAACUUAAAGACAGAGAAUUGUGGGAAUCAUAUCUCAGUGCCCCCUUAUGUCAAGAGAACCCUCAAGGGACCUGUGAGUAAGUUUUUAUUUUUCAAAUGGGACAGCAUUUAUACAACGCAUGGAAAUUUCCUGGAGAAUCCUUCUCCUGGAGAACAAAAAACACAUUUCAAGUACAGUGCACUCUGAGAAAAUGUGAAAGAUAAUUGUUAUUUUGGGGAAACCUUAUGUAAAAACCCUAAAAUGGAGUGACUUCCUAUUCCUUUUCCAAGCCCUUAACUUUCCAAAGAGUAUUUGAAUGAGCACCAUACAUUGAACAUUACAAUAAUACAUCCCACAAAUGUUUUUGUAGCAUUUAAGGCAAAUGUAC
Messenger RNA from Hemibagrus wyckioides, 2002 nucleotides. It is a transcript of the gene dlx2b, whose product is annotated as distal-less homeobox 2b. Gene Ontology annotation, biological process: cell differentiation; embryo development; negative regulation of transcription by RNA polymerase II. Gene Ontology annotation, molecular function: DNA-binding transcription factor activity, RNA polymerase II-specific; RNA polymerase II cis-regulatory region sequence-specific DNA binding. The transcript is spliced from 3 exons. The record is from RefSeq and is a predicted model, not a curated record. Bases 215 to 1051 code for a protein of 278 amino acids. NCBI's taxonomy places the organism in Eukaryota, Metazoa, Chordata, Actinopteri, Siluriformes, Bagridae.